Aegilops tauschii subsp. strangulata is the source of this 1008-nucleotide messenger RNA. The record is from RefSeq and is a predicted model, not a curated record. NCBI's taxonomy places the organism in Eukaryota, Viridiplantae, Streptophyta, Magnoliopsida, Poales, Poaceae.
AUGGCAGAUCUCCUCCGCACCAUCCCUGACGACGACGACGACGACGAGCAUCCGAUGAGGGAGUCCUCGCACCCCGCCGAGCCCAUGAAGCCCUCCGGCUUGGUGCUUCAGAAGAGGGUGAGGGAGUACGCCGCCGUGGACCAGCCCACGACGGUGGUGAAGAAGAAGAAGGGGCGACCGCAACCCCAGAGACCCAGCACCCUGUCGCGGCCAUGCCUCCUCUGGCGUGGAAGGAUGCCGAUGGAGAAGGAGAUCUCCAUAGCCAAGUCAGCUCCUGUGGGGCCCGCCCCCAGCUCACUUGCUGAGGUCGCGAAGGCUCAGGAGCCCCCGGCCCCUUCUGCUUCUGCUAACCUGCAGGCAUUGGUGCCAACACCAUCUUCUCCCCCUUCCAUCGUACCGCUGGGACGUGAUCCUCCUGCAUCGCCUAAUGCUCUGGGGCACGCCCUUUUCGCGCUGACCCAGCUUCAUGAUGACCUUCAAGGUGCCGACCGCCGGCUGGCGUCGGGGCGACUAGAGUUGGCCGUGGCAGCCUCCGAGGUGGCGUUGAAGGAUGCCGAGGCUGCCAAGGAGCGCUGCCAGGUGGCGGAGGCCGAGCUGGAGACCCUGCGCAACGAGCGCGCCGCCGAGGCCCGUCAGCGCGAGGCGUGGGAGGAGAAGCUGAAGGCUCGAGAAGACGCGGAGCGCGAUCACCUAGAGAAGCUGAAGCAGGAGGUGGAGGCGGAGAAGGUCCUGCUGGAGGCCAAGGCAAACGUCCUUACCAACGAUCAUGCUGCCUUCGAUUCCCUCGAGAAGAGGUCCUGCAAGGCUUUGCGGGAACUCUACGUAAGGGGGUUGAAGGAGCCGUUGGUGACUGCUGAGGAAGGCCCUGCCGAGCUCCUCCCCCAGCUGGUCACGGCUUUUGAGGGUGUGGCCAAUGGGGUCGGCCCCAUGGUGGAGGGGGGCCUGGCCCCGCGCAUGUCUCAGCUGCCGUUGGGUCGUCCAGAUCACCACGACGAGACCAUGGGGUGA